Molecule: messenger RNA, 2524 nt
Organism: Phalaenopsis equestris
Lineage: Eukaryota; Viridiplantae; Streptophyta; Magnoliopsida; Asparagales; Orchidaceae
Product: mitogen-activated protein kinase kinase kinase 2
Biological process (GO): protein phosphorylation
Molecular function (GO): ATP binding; protein kinase activity
Source: RefSeq, a predicted model, not a curated record
AUCUCUAGCUAUUCAGAUUAUCUUAAGAAAAUUCGUCGACUUUGCUAGGAGAAGAUAGAGCUCAUCAGGAACCGACUUCGAGGACAAUGUCUGGACAAGUUCCUAUAUCUGAAUCAUCCGACUCAUUCGAGUACAUGUUAUUUGAGGGUGAUCCAGAUCAUCUAAAGCCUGUUAUUUUAAAGCCGAAUAAGAUUAGUGCUUGGAUUAAUCCAGAUAUGCUAAAGCUUGGGCACAGGAUAGGACGGGGUCCUUUUGGUGAUGUUUGGCUUGCAACCCAUCAUCACUCCUUUGAAGAUUAUGAUCGAUGCCAUGAAGUUGCUGUGAAAAUGUUGUAUCCUGUUAAAGAUGAUUAUAUUCAAGUAUUGAUAAGCAAGUUUGAGAAUAUAUUCUCCAAAUGUCAAGGACUAAAAAAUGUUUGCCUUCUCCAUGGUAUUUCAAUUCUGAAUGGAAGGGUUUGCAUUGUUAUGAAGUUCUGUGAAGGAUCUAUUGGUGAUAAGAUAGCUCUUGCUAAAGAUGGAAAGCUUUCACUUCCUGAUGUUCUGAGGUAUGGCAUUGAGCUUGCUGAGGGCAUAUCUCAGCUCCACUCUAAAGAAAUAUUGGUGCUUAAUCUUAAACCUUGUAACUUUCUUCUUGAUGGAGAUGACCAUGCAGUCCUAGGGGAAUUUGGAAUUCCAUUCUUACUUAUUGGAUUCUCGUUAUCAAGUUCAGAUCUUGUACAGAGGCCCGGAAUGUCACACUACAUGGCUCCUGAACAAUGGCAACCAAGCAUCAGGGGUCCAAUUUCCUUUGAGACAGAUUCAUGGGGUUUUGGGUGUAGCAUUGUGGAAAUGUUGACCGGUUAUCAGCCUUGGCACGGCAAGUCUGCUGAUGAAAUAUAUAACUUGGCUGUUAAAAAGCAGGUGAAGCCAAAUAUUCCAACCGGAUUGCCUCCUGAGAUGGAAAAUGUUCUUCAUGGAUGCUUUGAGUAUGACUUUCGAAAUCGUCCUCUAAUGACUGAUGUACUGGAUGUCUUUAAAAGCAUCAGGGACGGAUAUAAAGAUGUAGUCUGGAGUGAUUCCGCAAAGAUUCUGUCAAACAAAUCAUACCAUUCAAGCUACACUGAUUGGUCUCUCUUAAAAGACAUUCUCCAAGUCGGUGAUACUGUUCGCUCAAGGAAGCCAAAAGAUUCUUGUCAACAAACAAACAUGGCCAUAUCUGAAGGAACUGUAGUGGGAUUGGAAACCAAAGAUGAUACUAAUGGUUUUAUUCUUGUCAGAGUCCAUAGGUUCCAUAAUCCUCUUAGGGUUCAUUCUUCCAUGGUAGAGAGAGUGAGCCACGGAUUUGCUGCCGGCGACUGGGUACGAAUAAGCAACGAAGAAGACAUGAAGCAUUCUCCUAUUGGUAUACUGCAUAAGAUUGAUCACAAUGGGAGGGUAACUGUGGCUUUCGCUGGAUUAGAAACACUUUGGGAAGGUAAUCACACUGAGCUUCAAAUGGCAGCAUCCUACUGCAUUGGUCAAUUCAUUAGAAUAAAAUCAAAUGUAUCAAAUCCAAUGUUUGAUUGGCCUAAGAAUAAAGGAGGCAUAUGGGCAACUGGAAGAAUCAUGCAAAUUCUUCCAAAUGGGUGCUUGGUGGUGAGAUUUCCAGGCAGAUUAAGCUUUGGAGAUGCUCCCAACUACCUCGCAGAUCCUUCGGAGGUUGAAGCGGUCUCGUUCACCAGCUGCUAUGGUGUGGUGAAGAAGUACCAACACCUUGAGGAUUAUCAUUGGUCUGUUAGGCCUUUAGUUGUUGCUUUGGGUUUGUUCGCUGCACUAAAGCUUGGAGUAAUUGUCAGGAAUGGAAUGGUGAAGAAAGAAGUGAAAGCUUUGCAUGGUGAAUCACCAAAGAGGCAGCAAGAGAAGAAAGUUCAGCAUGUUCAGAAUGGAAGCAGUUCAGCUUGGUUUCCUUCUUCAGUUGCUAAUGUGCUUUUUGGAGAGCCGGUUGCUCCUUCCAGGUAGUUUUUGAUAAUGUGGUGUGGAUUCAGACUUAAUAUACAUGUAAAUAGGCCUGACUGGGUGUAUAUAUGGAUCAAAACAUGAAUCCGGAAACAUUUUUUGUUGUUUUUUGUUGAAAUAUGUUUGGGGGGAAGUGAACUUAUUUUGGUUAUGAUUAUGGCUUCGUUUGAAGUAAUGUAAUUGUUCAGCAAAUUUCUUUUAGAAGCCGCAUUCUUCGAAUCGUUGAAUGCCAGUUACGAUUUGAAACCGUGAAAAUUUAUCUUUCUUGCGAAAGAACUUUGGGAGAUAUUUAUUCCUCGCUGCUUCACCAAACUAAAAUUUUUUCAGGCGUCGGCAUUCUCACCAAUCAAAUCGAGUUUCAACGCCUUCUCAAACGAAGCCUAUAUACUUGAUGUGCUCUUUAAAUCUUGAAUCGCAUCAUAUGCUUUCACUUAUUUCUUUUUUGGCUAAGUAGAUUCUCACAAUUCUUCAGCACUCCAUGAUGUAAUACAUUUUACUCAAUUCAUUCGCUGAGCCAUAUUUUAAUCAGGGCUUAAUUAGGUUGAGACAGC